Bactrocera neohumeralis is the source of this 6831-nucleotide messenger RNA. RefSeq names its product zinc finger protein rotund (gene Blimp-1). NCBI's taxonomy places the organism in Eukaryota, Metazoa, Arthropoda, Insecta, Diptera, Tephritidae. Gene Ontology annotation, cellular component: nucleus; cytoplasm. The transcript has 6 exons. Gene Ontology annotation, molecular function: histone deacetylase binding; DNA-binding transcription repressor activity, RNA polymerase II-specific; RNA polymerase II cis-regulatory region sequence-specific DNA binding. The record is from RefSeq and is a predicted model, not a curated record. Gene Ontology annotation, biological process: regulation of transcription by RNA polymerase II; cell fate commitment. The coding region runs from base 1405 to 5610 and encodes 1401 amino acids.
GCAUGUCAACGUCGAGCUGCAAGAGCGCAAGAUGUAGAGAACAAGAAACAAACUUACUAAAAAUUUAACUAAAAAAAAUAUUGUAAAAAAUAUUAUAAUUUUCUACUUUAAUACUUGUUGAAAGCGCCUCAAAUACUAAACUAAAAAUUUUAAUAAAAUAAUCUACUUUGCAAUAACUGUAUACUGUUGACUUGUGUUGCAUUCUGCUGCCAUGCUAAAGGGCCAGAGCGCUGCGGUUAAUCAAUAAAAAUUAAAUUUAAUUCCGAAAAAGUGCAAAAACAAGUUGAAAAAGUACAAAGUGUAAAGAAAUUCUUUAAAUUUUGCAGCAAUUGCGUGCAAAAUAGUGAAAAUUAAUUUUAUAAAAAUUGCAAAGCGCAAAAUUUUUUGGCGCACGCCAACACACGUUCGCAUCGGAAAUGUCCAAGCAGUAGAUUUGUGUGUUUGUAUGUUUGCGGCGCAACCCUUCAGUUUAAAAAUAAACAGCAAAUAGUAUAAAUGCCGACAUGCUGUAGCGAAUUUGUAGCGUAAAGCAUUUCUUUUUUGCACAUUUUCUAGUAAAAGUGAAAUUAUUUUCCGGCGCAGCCUUGAAGCAAAACUUACGAGUUCCAAGCGCCAGCAGCGGCAAGCGCGCAUGCAAAUCAAAGUAAAUGUUCAAAUAUAGUAAAAGUAUAGCAAAAUUAGCAACUUACAAAAAAAUAUAUACAACAAACACACUGAGCGAUUCUAAAGCGAAAAAAUUGUAAAUUGAGUGCAUAUUGAGUGCGAGUUCGCAAGUUUGUAUGACGUGAAAAAUUGUAGUGGCACACAAAUAUAUGAAAAUUAAGAAUUUUUCACAGCAACAGUCGCCUGCUCAAUGUCAAAUGCAAAAAGACAACGUCAAAAGUCAAUUUGUUGCCUACAAAUAUUCGCAUGAAAGUGAAAAUUUUACAUUUUACACAUAUUUUUUUCUAAAAAAAAAUUUAAAUAAAAACAAAUAAAAUAAAAUAAAUAAAUAAUAUAUAUUUUGUAGUACAAAUACGCACGCAUAUAUAUGUGAGAAUUUUUAUAAAAAACAAAUAAAUUAAAGUGAAUAGCAGCUGUGUGCGAUAAUUUACUGCAGGCCAUAUGCACUUCAGCUUGAAUUCAUAUGGAAAAGGUUACUCAUACGUCGUGUAGGGUCUGAUGGAUAUGAGUAGCCGUAGGCGUAUGGAAAUUUUCAUCACAAAAAGUCAUUUCGCAACGGACUAACGCGGGAACUGCAACCUCCUGUAUAACUAACCAAAAAACUAUAAUUAUUCACAUACACACACUUCGUCUACAACAUAAGUAAAGCGAUAAAUACAGAAUUUUGUACGAAAAUUCCAAAACUCUUAUAAAAAACUGCAGUAAAAAAAUCAAUCAAAAACCAAAACAAAAACACACAAAAUGAACGUGCAACUAGCGCAACAAUCAGCAGCACACACCAGCAGAAAGCAUUGCAACAACAGUAGUACUAGCAUUAGUCGUAUUAGUAACAACAAUACUAACAACAACAUGAACACCACCGUCAACACACAAUCACAACAGCAACAACAACAGCCAGCCAAUAAUCGCACAAUGUCCACAGCGGCGACGUCGACGCCGACGCUGUCACAUCGAACACAAAGUCCCGCUAUAGUGCCGCCGCUGCCCACCGCCACAACAUCUGCGGCCGCCUGCACAGCGACGACAGCGCCAAUGCGCAGCGCGCGCAGUCCCUCACCAGACGGCACACAGGACUACGAUGUGACGCGCAUGCGCGAGGAGGACUUCGAACGGCUGGCCGUUUACAUAGUGCCCGAUGUGCAAUGUGAGCGUGGCAUAGCGAAUCGGGCUGAUCGCACGCUGCCACGCAGCCUAACACUGAAACCAUCGAUGGUUUUCUCAACGCCAAAUGUUAAGACUGAAGGAGUUUGGAGCACUGGUGUGAUACCGCGCGGCACACGUUUUGGUCCCUUUGAAGGCGUUCCAACUCCGAACUAUCCCAACGAUACGAAUAAGGCGCGCUAUUUUUGGCGGGUGCAGGAAACACGCCACAUAACCUACGGGAACAUUAAGAUCUUCAAAGAUGACUACUUCUACUAUCUGGACGGCUCGGAUCGUGCGCAAGCGAAUUGGAUGCGUUACGUCGCCUCCGCCUACAGUUUGUCGGUGAUGAAUUUGGUCGCCUGUCAACAUCAGGAGAACAUCUAUUUCUACACCACACGUGACAUAAUGCCCAACGAAGAGUUGAUGGUGUGGUAUUGUAAGGAUUUCGCACGACGGCUGGGCUACGAUGUCGAUCCGGAACGCACGAUUUUCGGCGCAUGCAAGCAGGCUGUGGACGAUGAUGAAGACGCGGAGGCCGAUGCCGAAGAUGAAGAUGUAACGAGUAAUGCCCCAGCAACGAGCACAUUGCUGCUGAGCCAUAAAGCGAAAUUGCGUUCGAAUUCACCGUACUGCAUGCCAGCGCCCGAGAUACCACCCGAAGUGGCAUACAAUCACAUCACCUACGUGAUGGGACUGCCAAUGCCACCAUUAACGGCGGUGGUGGCGGGCAAUGCGACCACCGUUAGUCGACGCUCCAUUACGCCCAGUCCAUCGCCACCCAGUUGUCGUGACGCCAACGCCAGUCAUAUGCCGCAGCAUUUGGUCGGACUGCCACACAUACAGCAUGCGCAGUCCACGCAGCGGCCGGGCGCACAUCAACUUUCGACACAACAACUUCCCGUCACACAGCUGCAACACCACCACCAACAAAUGCAACAGCAACAACAACAUCAGACGGUGUUGCAUCUGAAGCAGGAGCCGGGCGCGACGGUCAUUGUGCGCGAACGCUCGCCGGCGAACAGCGAGUGUGGCACGAAGGAGGCGAAGGAUGUGGCGGGUUCGCCGUUGCCACACAAAGACACACACUACGAACAUCAGCUGACGCCAAACGACGGAAGCGUACGUUCGGUGCGCUCCGAUGAGGGCUACCACAGCAACGAGUAUCACGAGGAUGGACUGACGCCACCCGAGGACUCGAGCGAUAGCGAGAGUGAGCACAACUACGUAUUGGACUGUUCGAAGAAAGCGAUUGCGCCAAAAGAGACUGUCAUCACGCAUCCGCAGAAAGCGGCCGUGGCUGCAGCUGUGGCCGCGGCAGCCGCUGCGGCAAACAGUAACAGCAACAACAAUGCGACUGUUAACAACAACUGUGCCACAGCCACGUCAGUGACACCCGCAGUGGUCUCGUCCGCUGCCGGCGCUAUGGAAUGCGUUGGUGGUGGCGAUAAGAACGAGUAUCGCAAGUUCAAGGUGAAAAUGCCGCUGAAAUAUGAAUUCAAGAAUAGCAAAUGCGCCAUUAAGACUGAGGCCAUGUGCCACCUAAAUAACACAAAUAAUAGCAAACAGAAUACCAGUGACGAACUGCCCACAGUUGGUGCCACAUCCAGCGAAGAUGAUUUGCUGGCGGCCAAUGAAGCCACACCCGCUUGUACAUCCUCAACACAGCUAGACGAUGAAGCGAUGGAUGUGGACCAUAUGCCUGGUUCAACGACGCAACAACAACACGCUUCAAGCACCGUCAUCAUGGUGGACCGUAGCCUUAAUAAUAGCAACGGUCAUGCGACACGUACCAUUGUGCCACUGAACAAGGCGUACUAUGAAGCUGAGACCACCACACCACCACCACUACCACCCACAGCUACACAAUCAGCGUCGGCGGCUGGUGUUGCCUACAUGCGCUUCACGCCACCCUCCUCCAGCAUACUCGAAACCAUAUUGACGGGUCAGCAUCGGCUGGAGGCCGCAGCCGCUGCGGCGGCAGCUUGCCGUCAAGCCAAUGCGGCCACACCGCCACCUUCAUCACCCACAGAGAUGGCUUACUCCUAUAAGAAAUCGCACCGUUAUGGCAAUGCAGUCAGUCCUGACUCGAGCUCCAACCUAGCACAGGCGCCUGAUAUGCAUGCAGCAGCGCUGCACGACACCGAAAUGCUAAUUGCAUCGUCCCGUGGCAGUCUGAAGGACGACUGUUCGCCACCGCCAGCACCGGGCCAUGAUGUGAAAUUCUCGCCAGCGCAUGUUGCGCACAGCGCCUUCGUCUCGGAUGGCCAUCAAACGCCGCCAUACUCCGCGUACUCACCUUAUUCCAGCGGUAGCGUGACUGGUGGCGCGCCAGGUGGCGGUCAUCCACUCUCACAUAUGCCCACAUCCACCUUCCACUCGCCGCCACAUAGCUCACACUCACCCUUCGAACGUCAAUGGGAUGGGUCCAGCGGCUCCACACCCAAUCUGCACCUACUGCAGUCCAGCUCACAGAUGCUAAUGAAACCUUUGCGCAUUUCACCGCCCAGCAGCCUGAGUCCCGAUGGCAAUUCGUGUCCGCGCAGCGGCAGUCCACUCAGCCCGAACUCGUUGGCUGCGCGCGGCUACCGUUCACUGCCAUAUCCGUUAAAGAAGAAAGACGGCAAAAUGCACUAUGAAUGCAAUGUGUGUUGUAAGACCUUCGGCCAGUUGAGCAAUCUCAAAGUGCAUCUGCGCACACAUUCCGGCGAGCGGCCGUUCAAAUGCAAUGUCUGCACGAAGAGUUUCACACAGCUCGCGCAUUUGCAGAAGCAUCAUUUGGUGCAUACCGGUGAAAAGCCACAUCAGUGCGACAUCUGCAAAAAGCGUUUCUCGUCGACAUCGAACUUGAAGACCCACCUGCGCUUGCACAGCGGUCAAAAGCCGUACGCUUGCGAUCUGUGCCCACAAAAGUUCACACAGUUCGUGCAUCUAAAGCUCCACAAGCGCCUGCACACCAACGAUCGGCCCUACGUCUGCCAGGGAUGCGACAAGAAAUACAUAAGCGCAUCCGGCCUACGCACUCACUGGAAGACAACGAGCUGUAAACCCAACGAUCUGGAGGAGGAGCUGGCCAUGGCCGCGGCGGCAACCUCAGAGUGUUUAGAUAAAUACGUGCCUGAGCCCGACUCGCGCGAGGCCUUCGAGCAUAUGCAACAACAAAUGCAUCCACAUCUGCGUCACCUGCCACCCAGCAGCGGCGGCGCGAGCAGCCACACCAACGGUGCCGUUCGUCCGACAUCGCCACGUCUGAUUUCCAUCAAUCCGCUACAUCAACAACAAACACAACAACAGCAAACGCACGCGCAUCUACAGCAGCAGCACGCCGCCAUGCUGCAACAGCACGCGGCAGCGGCGGCUGCCCAACAUUUAUCCGGCGCCGCGACGAAUCCCAACGCCUCCGCCAGCAUGUUGCUUGGCUCAACCGCGCAACAACAACAACACCACCACAGCUUACAACAGCAGCAGCAACAACACAUGCAACAACAACAACAACAGCUGCUGCAGCAGCAACAGCAGCAAGCACAUCCACUGAAAGCCAGCCUCAAACAGCAAAUGCAUUUACUACCACCGGGCGCCGCCAACAGCAGUGGCGCUGGCGCGGUCAACUCCCCACCCGGUGUUGCGCCCAACGACGCCUACAUGAGCGUCUCGCACGCGCACGCUGCAGCAGCAGCAGCACAUGCCGCGGCCGCAGCCGCAGCGGCGGCGGCUCACGCAGCGGCAGCUCAUCAGCAUGCGCAGAAUCAGGAGUCGCGUCCGUCGGUGAUCGAAUCCAGUCAGCCGAUGAUCAUCGAGUGCACGUAGAGCGCGGUUGGCGGCCACUGAAGUGCUAGCAAAAACAAAAACAGUAACUAAAAUCAAGGUGAAAAGUUGCGGUUGAGGUGCGCGGGCGAACACGUGACGGUUUGCAUAGCAGUUGAGUUGAGCGCUCAAUUGCAUUGAGUGUAAAUGGUAUUAUCACUCAUUGAUUUUACCCAAAAGCGCUGACGUAGCUGUGGCAGCUCUGAGCUGGAAUGUCUCACAAAACCAAGAAACAAACAACAGUGCAAUAUGAAAAUGUGAAAGCUCACUUCGUGGCGCUUUUGUUAAAUGGCGCGCUUUCAUUUUCGAUUUGUCGGAGAUGAGCGCUUUUACACGUAACACAGCUGAGCUAAGAUGAAAAACUAAAACUUUAAUGGUAUUAUUAAUUUAAUAGUCGACAACGUCAUUUUAAUUAAUUAGUGAUUUUAUUGAUUGGUCUAUGUAGCUAUAAAUAAUUACAAGCAAUUAGUUAAAAUAUACAUUUAAUCAUAAAAAAAUUAUUUAACUCAAGUUCAAAGUCACUCGCUUCACACAGUUUCGAGUGCAUUUUAGAGUUCGAGUUGUAGUUGAAAUAAAAAAAUUUUCAUUUCUUGAAAAGAUCUCAAAAUUGGCAGCCAAUUACUUUGCACAAAAUAUUUUUUAUUAAAAAACAAGAUGAAACAAAAUUCAAAAAUAUUCAAAACUUCUUUAUGUGAACCGAAAGUGGUGUAUAUAAGUAACCGCGAGUUUUAUACGUGGCAAAUUAUGCAUCUUCAUAGUUUUUAAAUAUCAAAAUAACAGCAAAAGAAGUAACAAAUCUACAUAGUAUAUUUUCUAAAUUUAAACUUUUGGCUAAGCUCUAUUGCAAAUUGCAUUUAUAAUCAGCAUUGUACUAAAAUAAUAUUAACUGAACAAAUUUAAAUAAGUAUGCUAGCGAAAGCGGAGAACUGUUGGAGAAAACAAGUUGCCUUAUUUUGAUUUAGAACUGCGUGUUUUGCGGUAUCAUGCUGAACUUCGACAAACUUUGUGUUAGUAAAUUGAUAAGUGCGGAUAUUACAACAAAAUUGAGUUGUUUUAAAAAAUUAGUGAAAGCUUCAAGGAUUUAAUGCGUGCGUGUAAGCUCUACUGACAUGAAUGAAAGCAUUUUGAGCUGAACUAAAAUUAUUUGGGGUUUGCUGAUAACAUUUCGAUUUGGAGGAAAAGUUUAUAUGAAAGCUCUAUAGGUUUUGUGAAGGCUCACUAAGA